Ictalurus punctatus (channel catfish) is the source of this 3770-nucleotide messenger RNA. RefSeq names its product perforin-1. Gene Ontology annotation, molecular function: calcium ion binding; pore-forming activity. Bases 1825 to 3591 code for a protein of 588 amino acids. The transcript is spliced from 5 exons. The record is from RefSeq and is a predicted model, not a curated record. Gene Ontology annotation, biological process: immune response; leukocyte mediated cytotoxicity. NCBI's taxonomy places the organism in Eukaryota, Metazoa, Chordata, Actinopteri, Siluriformes, Ictaluridae. Gene Ontology annotation, cellular component: membrane attack complex.
UGUCCCACACAGGUAUAAAUACCCCAUGUACAACCGAAGAAGGAGAUUUAGAAGACUAUCUGCCCACACACACACCAAGGUAAGUGCGACAACACAAACUUGAAUUACAUCCACACUUUAUGGAUAUUUCACUAUACACACACACACACACACACACAAAAAAAAAAAAAAAACACACACACACACAUACAGUACUGUGCAAAAGUUUUAGGCACAUGCAAAGAACUGCUGUAAAGCAAAUAUGCCUUCAAAAUAAUGAAAUGAAAUGUUUCUUUAAAAAAAAAAAAAAAACUGUAAGGAGCACUAAACAGAGGUAAAUGAGACAAACUCAAUAUUUGGUGUGACAAAAAAUUUAAAACAGUAGUCUCUGGUACAAUUUGUGAAGAUUUCUAAGGAAAUGAGCCGGUAAUUUUCUAUCGAGCAUCUUCUCUUGCAGAACCAGCCACGGAUCUUCUGGAGAAUUUUAUUUAUUUAUUUAUUUUGGUCUGAAAAGUGUCUUAUGUAAUACGCUGCUUUCCUUAAUGACAUACAAACAUUUUUAUGUAACAUUUAAUUUUGUGUUAGAAAACUAAUGUUUGCGAAUCUAAAAUGUUUUUUAUACUGACUCGAUAAACGUAGAAGUCAUAAAAUAAAAAAUCUAUAACAGUUUUAUAGAUUUUUUUAAUCGCGUGUCUAAAGCUUUUGCACACUACGGUACAAAUUAUACACUGACUUUUAUGGGUAGCAGAUUUAUUUAUUUAUUUUUUCAGUUUGCCCAGAUUAACUAGUUGGUGUAAUGCAGAUGUAAUGCAGACGUGUGCUUCAGUGAACCACUGUGCUGUAUCCUUAAAACAACACAUGAGCACACUUUAAGCGCUAUAAACACAAUCCUGUUCAGCUUUAUGUGACGAAUAGUGCCAUGAACGUACUUUCUGAACUGCUCAACUCACUUGUCUUCUCUUUCCAGUAAAAACUGCCCCAAGUCAGUUCCCGUUCUCUUACUCGUGACAUCACCAGAGUUGUUCAAUCAAAUCUGAGUGCAGAAAAGGCCUCUGUUAUUCAUAGGUGAAAAUGUCAUUUCAAGUUAUUUCCAACUUAAACUAUACACGGAUAAAACAGAACAGUCGUGCGUCGUGACUAAAGGGCCGCGUCCUACACAACGGUACGGUAUUGGUAUCGAACGAUCUAGAUAAGAAGAACCAAAAGAGUGACCUCAAGACAAUAAGUAAACUUCUUAACCAUCUUAAUCAUUUCACCAUAAAUAUUUUAUUUUGAUGAACCUCCUACAUUCGGGGGUGUUCCUCCGUUACUGUUAAAUCUUAAUGAAUAUAUGUAGUUUUAAUAAUUAGUUCAUAUCACGUAUAAUGAGGUUGUGGCUCUCAUGUUACGCUGCAGUGGUCUGAAUGUGUCAGCAACAAACGCUCACUUUUUUAGUGGCUCGGUCAUGGAGAGGGGGAAGAAGUGAGUAUGUCGACGGAGGCAGGGCACACACACACACACACACACACACACACACAGUCUCUCUCUCUCUCUCUACACACUCACACUUUCUCUUCUGUUCUAUUCCGUAGUCUCUUCUUUUGUUCUCUGUUGUCGUGCUGAAAUGCAGAUGCUGACAAGAUUGUGUUGUUAACAUGCGAAAAUAAAGAUUCUGAAAAUGUUUGUUUUUUGAUGUGUGUGUGUGUGUGUGUGAGAGAGAGAGAGAGAGAGAGAGAGAGAGAGAGAGAGAGAUUUUUUGUUGGAAAUGACUGGAUGUGUGUUAUUGUACCCAUCACAGGACUGGGAUACGCUGCUUCAUCUUGAACCCACAACAGGAGAGGAACUGGACCUACAACGAAUCCAGCUAUGUUGCAGGCACUUCUGAUUUGGGCCGUGUUUGCCACAAAUCUCCCUCCUCCAACCAGCCAGAGUUGCUUCAAGGCAAAGGAAACUCAGUGUCGCAAUGUGGACUUUGCUCCGGGAUCCGACCUAGCAGGAGAAGGCUUUGACAUCACCACCAUGCAACGGAAAGGGGCCUUUGUCCUUGACAUGAGCUCCUGGCUCCAGAAGGACAAGUCCUGCACUCUGUGUAAAAACCCCUACAUGGGAGGUAAAACACAGAAGCUCCCGGUUUCUGUGGUGGACUGGAGACCGAGUCAGAAGUGCAGCAUGAAAGUUUCUGGCUCUGUCUACCAGUCCAGCGAGGCCCUGGUCAGCGCCAGCACCUCCUCUAUCGAGAACAACUGGAAGUCAGGCUUGGAAAUAACCAUUCCCAGUGUCCAGGGAUCACUGAUGCUAGCAGGCAGUAACUCCAAGCUGGCUCAAUAUUCAAUGGAUAAAACUAAAAAAGACAAGUUCAGCUUCACCAACCAUGAUGUCUCAUGUGGAUACUACAGUUACAGGGUUUCCAGCCGUCCACUCCUGCACCCAGAGCUAACGCAUGAAUUCAGAAGCCUCCCUGCAGCAUAUGAUAGCCAUACAAAGCACCUCUAUUACAAGCUGAUUGACAAGUUUGGUACUCAUUACAUCACAAAGGUGACUCUGGGUGGAGAGGUUCGCUCUGUGACCAGCAUCAAGGAGUGCGAGGCGUCCCUGCAGGGUCUGAGCGUGGAUGACGUGAAGAUGUGUCUGGACGUGGAGGCUGCUGUCAGUAUGGGAACAGCUGCAAAUCUGCAGACUGAAUCUCAUCACUGCAAGCAGAUCAAGGACAAGACUCUGAAUAAAAAGAGUUUUGCUAGCAGCUUCAGUGACAGGGAAACUAACAUUAUUGGUGGACAUACUCAAAAUGUGGACCUUCUAUUCUCGUCAAAUAACGAUCCAAAGGCCUAUAAGGAGUGGGUCUCAUCUCUGCCCACUCACCCUGAUGUGCUUUCCUACUCGCUUGAGCCCCUUCACGAGUUGCUGCCGACUAAGAAGCUGAACCGAGAGCAUCUGCGUAACGCCAUCAAGGACUACAUCCUCCAGAGAGGCCUGUGGAAAAAUUGCACGAGCCAAUGCAAAACCGGAGUGAAGACUGAUCCUAAGGAGCCGUGCACCUGCAGCUGCCACAACAACCCGGGUGUGGCCCUCAACUGCUGCCCAACUCAGAGAGGAUUUGCUCAGAUCACUGUAACUGUGAUUAAAGCCACAGGUUUAUGGGGAGAUUACUUCAAACAGACAGAUGGCUAUGUCAAGCUCCUCCGAAAUGGUAAGAACUUCCUCGACCAGACCUCCGUGAUCUGGAACCAAAACAGUCCAACAUGGAACUGGGAUUUCAAUCUAGGAACUGAGGACCUGACUCAGUUCAGCAGUGUGAAGUUGGAGGUGUGGGACAGGGACAGUGGCUGGGAUGACGACCUUCUCGGGGCAUGCGCUGUUAAAUUGAAAUCUGGAGUGGAAGAGAACUUCUGUGGCCUCAAUCAUGGAACGCUGUACUAUAAAGUGCAGGUGAAAUGCGUUCCCGGUUUGUCUGGUACUUCGUGCUUGGAGUAUAAGCCCUCUCCCAUGGAAGCAGAGCUGCAGAAAGUGUACGUCUCCCGGCACGCUCGCCUGAUUCCCAGAGGCAUGCUGCUGCAGAUGGGGGUGCUCCUCGAUGAGCGUCUUCCCCGCUUCAACCAGAGCAACAUUCGCAAAGCUACAGGUUUUGAAUUGUAGUCCAAUUGUGUAGUUUGUGAACCUAUCGCAAAUUCAUGCCAGCUAUUAAAAUAUUUCAAGUAGAAUAAAUGCACAUUGGAUUGGCACAUUAUAACUAAAUCUUUCCUGCUCAUUUCUGCUGCCUUUUGCCCUUUUUAAAAGCUUAAUAAAAAUGCUCAUGAAACAACCCUUUUGAUGAA